Messenger RNA from Parnassius mnemosyne (clouded apollo), 987 nucleotides. The record is from the annotation of a GenBank genome assembly. Lineage: Eukaryota; Metazoa; Arthropoda; Insecta; Lepidoptera; Papilionidae.
AUGUUUGGGAUAAUAAGUUUGAUCAUUUUAACGUUUGCGGCCUGCGCCAACUGUGUAGAUGACGGGAACAAGCUUACGGGUAAAGUUUUUGGAGAUAGCGGUCGGCAAAGAAGACUUCUUUUUUACGAUGAAGAAGGAAAUUUAGUAAAGACCUACUCGAAUCGUUACUUAACUGAUUUUGGCACCAAAGGAAGCAAUUAUUGGAACCUAAUGAAUCCAUUUUUAGGUUUCCUCAGACCUUCAACCUUCAGUGGAUCAACAAUAGCCUACAUGAUACCUGUAUCGGAUGCAGUAGUACAGAAAAUUAACAAUGACCCAGUGUACCAGAACAAGUUACUGUUACUAUCGACUCGUGAUCCAGUGGUAGAGAUCAACCCACUCUGCAGCGGGAAAAGGGAACCGAUUCCAUCACCUAAAAUAUGCAGCAAGUUCUUGAACUGCUGGGACGGAUGGGCGUUUGAACAAGAGUGUCCGGAAGGAUUACUAUUUUCUAAUAACGGUUACUGUGACUACGUAUAUAAUGUAGACUGCAGUAACAGAAAAAUAAAAGAUAUAAUUGAACCAAGGUGUCAUCAUGAUUUUGAAACUUAUCGAAACGAGUCGGACUGCAACGAGUUUUUCGUGUGUAUAAACAAUUUACCGGUCAGAUUCAAGUGUCCCUCUGAUCUUUACUUUAACCAGAAUUUGGGUAUUUGUGAUUACAAGCACGUGGUGAGCUGUAAUACUUCACCAACGGUCACUUCAUCACCCAUGACUCACCCAACUCCAGAAUCGACGACAGCGCCUGACACGUCUUAUUCAACAAAAGCAACAGAUAUUACAAAUAAACAACUCCCUACCUCUACAAAUAUUAAUCCAGGAACUGUGAUAAUAAACUCAGUUUACGAUAGCAAAUCUUGGACUACCACACAUGUAGCGAUGUCACGCCAAGAUGCAAUUCGUCAAUUGAAACUUAAAAGCAUUGCUGACGUUAAAACGGCUGAAUAA